AAUACCUGCGAGUCCUGCCAGAGAUUAUCUGCAACUUGAGAUUGAUUUCAAAAAAGUUCCGUAAAAACUAAACAAAAAAUAGAGUUUUAACCUUUUGUUAAUCAGAGUCCCUUUUUUAAAAGCCUGGCAAUCGAGUAUUUUUUGAAAGGAUUACAAGUAUGUAUGAAAAGGAUGAAAAAUAAGAUUUUUGAAACAAGUAGAUCGUGUAGUCAUAUUUUAUCAAACAAAUCAAAAAUGACAAAAGGACAAGUGAAGUGUUCUAGGGCAGAAUGUGAUCUUGGAAUUACGCUAAAUGGAGGACAAAGUUUUCGCUGGGUGGCUUUGGAGGAUGGAAAAAGCUACAGAGGAGUUUUUGCAGGACGAGUGUGGACUUUAAAUCAGGACGAUAACAAUAUUAUUUACACAGUACAUGAAAAAUUACAAGACACAAACUAUGAAAAAAUUGUAUCGAAUUAUUUCCGUUUUGAUAUUUCGUUGAAGGAGAAUCUUGAAAAAUGGUCCGUUGUGGAUAAAAAUGUUCAAAAAGCUCUUGAAAGUGUUGGAGGAGUGAGAAUUUUGAAUCAAGACAUUGUUGAGAAUCUUUUCGCCUUCAUUUGCAGUUCAAAUAACAACAUCAUUCGGAUAUCCAGCAUGGUCGAGAAACUCUGUCGAUUUUUCGGGAAAAAACUCUGCGACCUGGACGGUAAAGAAUACUACAAUUUUCCAAAAAUAGAGACUCUAGCAACAAAAAAAGUAGAGUCGAUUCUGAAAACAGAGGGUUUUGGAUAUCGAGCCGCUUAUAUAGUGAAAACGGCCCAAAAACUCAAAGAAUUGGGAGGCCGAACCUGGCUCUCGAGUCUCCACAAAGACAACAAUUCAAGCUACGAAUUCGCAAAAGAAAAUCUCGAAUCUCUUCCUGGAGUCGGGCCAAAAGUUGCCGACUGUGUCUGUUUAAUGUCGCUCGGUCACUUGGAAGCCAUUCCAGUUGACACUCAUAUUUAUCAAGUAGCCGCCGCCAAUUAUAUGCCGAAUUUGAAAAAAGUCAAGAGUGUCACGCCAAAAAUUCAUCGCGAAGUUAGCGAUCAUCUCCGAGAAUUGUGGGGUCCUCUCGCUGGCUGGGCUCAAGCGAUAGUUUUCUGCGCAAAAAUUAAUAACAAUCAGUCGAGUCAGAAAGUCAAUGGAAAAAAAAGAAAGAGUGAUUCUAGUGUUAAUGAGAAAGUAGGGAGCAAAAAGAAAACUUAGAGAAAUCUCUUUUAUUCAGAGAUUUCUUCAUUUUUAAUUUUAGGAAUCGAUUUUUAUAAAUAAAAUCCUUUUACGAGGACUAUGUUUUUAAAAUGGA
Molecule: messenger RNA, 1318 nt
Organism: Belonocnema kinseyi
Lineage: Eukaryota; Metazoa; Arthropoda; Insecta; Hymenoptera; Cynipidae
Gene: Ogg1
Product: N-glycosylase/DNA lyase
Exons: 3
Coding region: 163-1221 (352 amino acids)
Biological process (GO): base-excision repair, AP site formation; nucleotide-excision repair; base-excision repair
Cellular component (GO): nucleus
Molecular function (GO): 8-oxo-7,8-dihydroguanine DNA N-glycosylase activity; damaged DNA binding
Source: RefSeq, a predicted model, not a curated record